AUGCCCAUACAGCCAGUCUCUGCGAACACAACAUUUGUGCGUCCAUCCACAUUUUAUAUUAAUGGAUUUUCCAACGUCCCACAUGCAAAGUAUUAUUAUAUAUUUCUCUGCCUUGUCUACACCACAACGGUCUUUGGGAACUCCUUUAUAAUGUGUACUAUAUGCCUGGCCCGUACUCUUCACACAGCGAAGUACAUUGCUGUGUUUAACUUGGCUGUGACUGAUUUGGGCGGAAGUACUGCUCUGAUUCCAAAGCUCAUAGAAACAUUUUUGUUUGAACACCAGUACAUAUCUUAUGAAGCUUGCUUGGCCAACAUGUUUUUUGUUUUCUUUUUCAUGACUCUGCAGUCUCUCACUCUGCUUCUUUUGGCUUAUGACAGAGUGGUUGCAAUUUGUUUUCCUCUCAGAUACCAUGCAACCGUCACUAAAACAGCAAUGGCUUCAAUCGUUGGAUGUAUGUGGGUGUUUUCAACAGCUCUAGUUGCUUCCACUGUAGCACUGAUUACCAGACUCUCUUUUUGUCGAUCUACUGUGAUCAAUGGCUACUUCUGUGACCAUGGCCCAAUUUAUAAACUGGCCUGUAAUGACUAUUCUCUGAAUGACAUCAUGGGCUUUGUCUGCACUGCCAGCAUCCUUUGCAUUCCGUUUAUAUUAAUAACUAUUUCAUAUGCUUGCAUAGCUGUUGCACUGCUGAGAAUCGCUCAGGGCACGGCACGGAUCAAAGCCAUGAAAACAUGUACAUCCCAUCUCAUUUUAGUUGCUGUUUUCUAUCUGCCAAUCUUUAGCAUAUAUGCAGCAGCAUGGGCAGGGGCUACUAAUGCUAAUGCCAGGAUAAUCAGUUACUCUCUUACGCAAACAAUACCAUCCAUGCUAAACCCUUUCAUUUACACGAUUAAUACAGAAGAGGUCAGGCAGUCUAUGAGAGGGCUCUACAAACGAGCCAUGGUAAAUAACACAACAGAGAAAAACACAAUGAGAACAGAGGCAAGAUAG
This is a messenger RNA of Chanos chanos (milkfish), 993 nucleotides long. RefSeq names its product olfactory receptor 1-like. Gene Ontology annotation, biological process: G protein-coupled receptor signaling pathway. Gene Ontology annotation, molecular function: G protein-coupled receptor activity; olfactory receptor activity. The coding region runs from base 1 to 993 and encodes 330 amino acids. Gene Ontology annotation, cellular component: plasma membrane. The record is from RefSeq and is a predicted model, not a curated record. The transcript has a single exon. NCBI's taxonomy places the organism in Eukaryota, Metazoa, Chordata, Actinopteri, Gonorynchiformes, Chanidae.